ACUAUUCACAGUACCAGAGAGAGAGAGAGAGAGAGAGAGAGGAGCUCAGGGAAAUACGAAACGUUUCGCUUUCUCUCUCCACAUGCAAUUUGAGCUCUGAAACCCUCGCAUUGUUGAUGGCCUCGAAGGAAAAAGGAAAGGCGAUCGCCACAAGCGGAUCGUCCGCCGGCGGCAAGCGGAAGCCCGGCGAUGAUGACAAGACCGGCGGCGGCAGUCGGAAGCGGAGAAACCCCGGCGUUCUCCAGUUCUUCGAGCACUCCGCCGCCGAAGCUGACGGUUCGGACGACGACAGCGACUUGGACGAUUUUAUGGAAGAAGAACUUGAAACAGAACCUAUAGUCAAGAGUGAACCGGGGAAAGCCCAUAACCUUCCAUUUGUCCCCAAAGAGGAGGAUAUUGAUGGGGACGAAUUUGAAAGAAUGAUGGAAGAACGAUACAGGACUGGUUCUACAUAUGUUACCUAUGCUGAAGAUAAUUAUGAAAACAAAAGAUCGGUUGAUGGAAUUGUGCUUGAGCCUUCUGCUAAAGAUCCUGUUAUCUGGAAAGUAAAGUGUGCGGUUGGACGCGAGAGACACUCAGCUUUCUGUAUGAUGCAGAAGUUUGUUGACUUACGAUCAAUGGGUACCAAGCUGCAGAUAAUAUCUGCAUUUGCUGUUGACCACAUCAAGGGUUUUGUUUUCAUUGAAGCUGAUAAGCUAUGUGACGUUCAGGAGGCAUGUAAAGGACUUUGUAAUAUAUUUUUAUCCCGAGUAACGCCAGUUCCCAAAAAUGAAGCUCCUCAUUUACUGGCUCCUCGGACUAGAAACAGUGAAAUUACUGUGGGUACAUGGGCCCGUGUGAAGAGUGGGAACUACAAGGGUGACUUGGCACAGGUUGUGGCUGUGAACGAAAAGAAAAAAGCAACAGUAAAGCUGAUACCAAGAAUUGAUCUACAAGCAAUGGCUGCAAAAUUUGGUGGGGGAGUUACUGGAAAGAAACUGCCUACUCCAGCACCGAGAUUGAUCAGCACAAGCGAACUUGAGGAGUUCCGCCCUCUCAUUCAGGACAGGAAGGAUAAGGAUACCGGAUUGCGUUUUCUCUGUCUUGAUGGUUUGCUCCUUAAGGAUGGAUAUUUAUACAAAAAAAUGCCAUUAGAUUCAUUAAAUUGCUGGGGUGUCAUGCCAUCAGAAGAGGAGAUACUGAAAUUCAAGCCUUCUGAGAACAAUGAAUCUGCUGAUCUGGAGUGGCUUUCACAGCUUUAUGGUGACAAUAAGAAAAGGAAGAGCAUCGGCAGUGAUAAAGGGGAUGGCAAAGGAGAAGGUUCAGCAGGGUGUGGUGGGAAAGGAGAAGGUUCAUCAAGGGGUAACGGGAAGGGAGAAGGUCCUUCAGGUGGGAAAGAAGGUUCUUCAGGGUUUACUGGGAAAGGAGAAGGUUCUUCAGGGUGUGGUGGGAAUCUCUAUGAGCUGUAUGAUCUUGUUUGUUUCGGCAAGAAAGAUUUUGGUCUUGUGCUAGGCAUUGAGAAAGAUGAUACUUACAAGAUUCUGAAAGAGGGUGUGGAAGGAUCUACUGUUGUGACAGUUCAGCAGAAUGAGAUAAAGAAUGUACUUUCUGAUGUAAAAUUUACAGCUUUAGAUCAGCGCCUGAAGCCCAUUCGCGUGAAUGAUACAGUUAAAGUUUUGGAAGGACCAUUGAAGGAUAGGCAAGGAAUAGUGAAGCAAGUCUACAGAGGCAUAAUAUUCAUGUUUGAUGAGAAUGAGACAGAAAAUGGUGGUUAUUUCUGCUCAAAAUCUCAAAUGUGUGAGAAAAUCAAGCUUUCCAUUGACGUUAUCCCAGAAAAGGAUGGGGAUUCGGGUGCUUUCGGUUUUGAAGAUUUCACAUCAUCACCUAAAUCCCCUCUAUCGCCAAAGAAGCCUUGGCUAGGAAGGGAGAAUAACUUCAAUCAGGGCGAUACUGACGGAAUGUUCUCAAUCGGUCAAACUUUAAGAAUUCGUGUUGGUCCAUUAAAGGGAUACCUCUGUCGUGUCUUGGCCAUACGCCGUUCUGAUAUUACAGUUAAGCUUGAUUCUCAGCAAAGGGUUCUUACAGUUAAAGCUGAGCAUCUUACAGAGGUUCGUGUAAAGAGCGCUGCCAUGCUUAGUGAGGAUCCGGAGUCCAGCUCUCUUAAACCAUUUGAUUUACUUGGAACUGAAGGAGGCUCUAAAGAUUGGACAGAUGGAGCUGGGACAUCAGCCGGGGGUGAUGGGUGGAAUGCUGGAGGGUCAUCUGGUGAAAGGAAUGCUUGGCCUAGUUUCUCUGCCUCGGGAAAUUCGCUUCAGCCUGAGUCCAGCUCUGCGAAUCCUUUUGAAUCUGAUGGAAAUGGUGCUAAAAAAGAGGAUAGUUCUUGGGAGAGGAACAUGGCUCCAAAUAACAACUCAUCCUGGGGUGUUGCAGCAGCAGAAAACAAGGAUCAAGUUACUGGCUGGGGAAAAAGCAACUCUUGGGGCGCUAAAGUUGGAGGUGACAGCAGUCUGUCAGAUACUUUGCAAAAAGCAUCAGAACCUGCCAGUUCAUCCUGGGGUGUUGCAGCAGCAGUAGAUAACAAGGAUCAAGGUACUGGCUGGGGAAAAAGUGACUCUUGGGGCGCUAAAGUUGGAGGUGACAGCACUUCGUCGGAUACUUGGCAAAAAGCAUCAGCGCCUGCUAGUUCAUCCUGGGGUGUUGCGGCAGCAAUAGAUAAGAAGGAUCAAGGUACUGGCUGGGGUGCUAAGACUGGAUGUGACGGCACUGCAUCAGAUAGUUGGAAAAAAGCAUCAGAACCUGCUAGUAAUUCAUCCUGGGGUGUUGCGGCAGCAAUAGAUAAGAAGGAUCAAGGUACUGGCUGGGGUGCUAAGACUGGAUGUGACGGCACUGCGUCAGAUAGUUGGAAAAAAGCAUCAGAACCUGCUAGUAAUUCGUCCUGGGGUGUUGCAGCAGCAGCAGAUAACAAGGAUCAAGGUUCCGUCUGGGGCGGUAAUGGUAGUCAAAAACCAAGUGUUGCAGAUGAUAGUGGUGACAAAGGUUCUGCUUGGAAUAAGCCAGCUGAAGGUUCUUGGAGUAAACAAACUGGAGGAUCCUCAUGGGGCAAGCAAGCCGAUUGGAGCACUAAAGAGGGAUCAAGUACUGGUGAUGCAGGGUGGAAAAGUUCAACGCCUUCAGUAGAGAAUCAGACUGGGAGCUGGGGUAAUGCAGGUGGCUGGGCAAAAGCUCAAGGCAUAUCGGGUAAUGAGAAUCCUAAAGACAGUUGGAAGAAACCAAGUGGUAUAGAUGACAAUAAAAAUGCUUCGUGGAUCAAGGAAGAUGGAGGUUCUACCUGGAAUAAACAAGAUGGAGGUUCUACUUGGAAUAAGCCUGCUGGAGGUUCUUGGAGUAAAGGUGGGGAUCAAGGGUCUGGUGGUGGCUAUGGUGGCGAUGGUGGUGGUGGUAGAGGGGGUGGAGGUGGGAACUGUUUUAAGUGUGGUGAGUCUGGACACAUGUCUAGGGAGUGUCCUCAGGGUGGCGGUGGUGGUAGAGGGAGUGGAGGUGGGAACUGUUUCAAGUGCGGUGAGUCUGGACACAUGUCUAGGGAGUGCCCUCAGGGUGGUGGUGGUGGUAGAGGGGGUGGAGGUGGGAAUUGUUUCAAGUGCGGUGAGUCUGGACACAUGUCUAGGGAGUGCCCUCAGGGUGGUGGUGGUGGUGGUAGAGGGGGGAACUGUUACAAGUGUGGUGAAUCUGGACACAUGUCUAGGGAGUGCCCUCAGGGCGGAGGUGGUGGUAGAGGGGGUGGAGGUGGUAACUGUUUCAAGUGCGGUGAAUCUGGACAUAUGUCAAGGGAGUGCCCUCAGGGCGGCGGUGGUGGUAGAGGGGCAGGAGGUGGUAACUGUUUCAAGUGCGGUGAGUCUGGACAUAUGUCAAGAGAGUGCCCUCAGGGCGGCGGUGGUGGUAGAGGGGCUGGAGGUGGGAACUGUUACAAGUGUGGUGAGUCUGGACACAUGUCUAGGGAGUGCCCUCAGGGCGGCGGUGGUGGUAGAGGGGCUGGAGGUGGGAACUGUUACAAGUGUGGUGAGUCUGGACACAUGUCUAGGGAGUGCCCUCAGGGCGGCGGUGGUGGUAGAGGGAGUGGGGGUGGGAACUGUUACAAGUGUGGUGAGUCUGGACACAUGUCUAGGGAGUGUCCUCAGGGCGGCGGUGGUAGAGGGGCUGGAAGUGGGAACUGUUUCAAGUGUGGUGAGUCUGGACACAUGGCUAGGGACUGCUCUCAGGGAGGUGGUAGCUAUGGCAACUUCGGUGGUGGAGCAAAGUCCACUGAUUCAUGGAGCAAGCGUGCUUGGGGUACUGGAGAUGGUGGAAGUGGCGGUGAUGGAGCAAAACCAGCAGCAAGCUCUUGGGGUACCACAGAUGGUGGAGCAAAGGCCACUGAUUCAUGGAGCAAGCGUGCUUGGGGUACUGGAGAAGGUGGAAGUGGCAGCGGUGGACCAAAACCAGCAGCAAGCUCUUGGGGUACAGGAAGCUCUUGGGGUACAAAUGGUGGAAGUGGCGGAGCUGGUGGUGAAGCAAAACCAGCAGCAAGCUCUUGGGGUAAGGGGGAUGGUGGAAGUGGCGGACAUGGUGAUGAAGCAAAACCAGCAGCAAGCUCUUGGGGUAAGGGGGAUGGUGGAAGUGGCGGACAUGGUGAUGAAGCAAAACCAGCAGCAAGCACUUGGGGUACAGGAAGCUCUUGGGGUAAGGCAGAUGGUGGAAGUGGCAGAGCUAGUGGUGAAGCAAAACCAGCAGCAAGCUCUUGGGGUACAAAUGGUGGAAGUGGCGGAGCUGGUGGUGAAGCAAAACCAGCAGCAAGCUCUUGGGGUAAGGGGGAUGGUGGAAGUGGCAGAGCUAGUGGUGAAGCAAAACCAGCAGCAAGCACUUGGGGUACAGGAAGCUCCUGGGGUAAGGGAGAUGGUGGAAGUGGCGGAGCUGGUGGUGAAGCAAAGCCUGCUGAUCCAUGGAGCAAGCCAUCAGCAAGUGCUUGGGGUAAGGGAGAUGGCGGAAGUGGCGGAGCUAGUGGUGAAGCAAAGCCUGCUGAUCCUUGGAGCAAGCCAUCAGCAAGUGCUUGGGGUAAGAAAGAUGGUGGAAGUGGCAGCGGAGGGUGGUGAUAACUCUUCAAAUUUUCCAAAGUAAACCAAUGAAUGGUUCAGUGCCUGUAGAUAUAUUUCUUUUGCUCUAAUGCACAGAUAAUAGGGCCCUAAUCCCUGAAUCUGAUGACAGUAGUUAAUAUUUAUCUUGCUGCAUCUUUUUGAACCCA
This is a messenger RNA of Rosa rugosa (rugosa rose), 5254 nucleotides long. Its product is annotated as protein RNA-directed DNA methylation 3. Gene Ontology annotation, molecular function: zinc ion binding; mRNA binding. The transcript is spliced from 18 exons. Gene Ontology annotation, cellular component: DSIF complex. Bases 117 to 5105 code for a protein of 1662 amino acids. The record is from RefSeq and is a predicted model, not a curated record. Gene Ontology annotation, biological process: regulation of transcription by RNA polymerase II; transcription elongation by RNA polymerase II; regulation of DNA-templated transcription elongation. NCBI's taxonomy places the organism in Eukaryota, Viridiplantae, Streptophyta, Magnoliopsida, Rosales, Rosaceae.